AUGGGAAAGUCGAAGAACAACAAGAAAGUGGCAAUCGCUGCUAAACCUGUUAAUUCUACUGCUCUUACUCAGGGUCGCAUCAGUUUUUCACAAAAAAGCCGAGCCGAAACCGCCGAAAUUCGAUCGAAAAAGGAAUCCGACGAUUUGGACCCUCCCAUCGUCAACAACAACAGCGACACCGAGAUGGAGGAGGUCGAGAACCCACUGAAGUACGAUCGCAUUGUCCAGAACAUCGAUUCGUCUCAGUGGAACCUGCAAACCCUUGCCUAUCUCUGCACAAUCUACCGUGCUCGUGGUCAACGCAACAAUAAAAAAGAAGUGGUCUUUGGAAAUGAGCUGUUCUCGGCAUGGGAGAACGAGCCCGAUUUCCGCUGGCCUUGGUGCGAAGGGUAUUCUGAAAAUUUCGUAGACCCUCCGGCGACUGAAUCCUGGGAGGAAGCAGCCGAGAAGCUACUACAGAUUUGUGAUGGGGAUUGGGACUUGGUCGAGCAACGCAUUCGAGCUGCGCUUGACCGAGACAUCAAGGACGAAUUUAUUGGGAACGAUCGUGAGCUAGUGGUAUAUGUACGAAGAUUAAUCCUCGGUCUGGCGGUCCAGGAUCCUUUGGUGAUUUUUCCGUUGGACGAGCCAUUGGAGGACACUACGUUUUUUAAUCGGUAUUGGGAUUUUACUUUGGAGAUCGAGCCUUGGUUACUACUGGAACUACGUCCUCUGGCUAAAGUCUGGGCCAUUGCGGAUGAACUUCUAGGCCACCCGUGGACCGACCCCGACACGACGACGGUAGUAACGGAAUUGGCUGAGCAUCGCUCCGCAGCCAAGGGCCGAAAACGUGAGCGCGAUCUGGACCCAUCAACGGAACGAAAAUCAGCUCCAAUUGACCCUCGCUCUCCGGCGCGAGGGUUCUUUCCGGAGGCCACCCCAAAACCAGUUCGCGACUCUAUUGCCCCCGAUACGGAUGAUUCGGUAAUGAUGGACACAACGGGUCCAUCGGUAAUUAGCCCCACCAAUAAACCAGUCAACGGCGAGUUUGCUUAUUGGUCCGACAACGAUGGGUCGGAGUCCGUUGAGUCGGCUCCAGACUUUUCUGCACCAUCGAAUUCGGACCAACCUCCUACUGAAGUGGUUGUGGGGAAGUCACCUGCCCCAGCUCAGCGGGCCAAUGACCCCUCGGCAACAGUAUUGAUCGACUCUCACUUGUCGAAGACUGAGCCUCCCAACCCUCCUCGACCGUCAGCUCCUCUGUCUGUGAAGAAGCAACUCACUUAUGUUGCCGCCUCACAGAAGAAGGCUGCUAUUCGGACCAAGUACCUCUCUGAAGAAAUGAAAGCCCGUGAGGUGACACAGAUGAAUUUGACUGGGCUCCCGCGCUCGAACGCCCAGUUCCUCUACGCUACAAUCAACUAUGAAUGGGAUGGCGACACAUCUGAAGGUGGUUAUAUUGAAAAGUGUUUCACUGAAGAAAUGGUCUCGGUGCUGUCUAUGGCUAUGGACAACGCUGAGGGCGACCUGGUCAUUCUUCCGGUGAGCGAACUCCGUGUACGGGAUAAGAAGUUGUGGCUGACCUCUAAAGAGAAAGUGGAGGAGCUCACCUACAAGAAGCUCAAGCCCUACAUUGACUGGUCCUGGAAUAAUGGCGCCCAAAUUGGUUACAACGCUAAGAACCCCGGCUCCAAGACUCUUCGCACCCGCAUUCGCGUCGCCCACAACUCUUCUCUGGACGACAUGUCCCGACUACUGGGUCAAUGUUUCGAGAUCACCGGCACGCAUGCAGGCGUCUUCCGUUCCCCGCUGCAAGUUAGUGAUCCUGUCCGAAUCGGUUGGCUACUGAACUACCCCAUGGGGAUUGGGAGAGCGGCACUUGAACGCGAGCUCAUGCGUCACUUCACCUUCAAGCGAGCUAUAGCCCUCGAACCUGCGUGGCCACAGAACCCCGGUACGGCGGGCCAAAAAUGGAUGCCCUCCAAGGGUCCAAAAGCGUGGCACAUUUGGGUAGCUGCUUCUGACGUGGAUAGAGUGGCACGGGCCCUCUUUGCAUGGCUCAGACCAGAGACAAAGAAGUGUCACAUGCCGUUUGGUGCCCGGACUCAGUUUGUCUACGACUGGGGGGCGAUUACGAAGGGACACCUCGGUGACCUCGCGCAACCAGGGGGGCAGUGGAAUGGCAUCAUUGGGAAACUCAUCAACACCCAUGACACUACCUCCCAGACCUGCACCUCCCUGGCUCCAUUGUUUCCUAUCCAAGGCAUGCUGACCAAGGUCUUCAUUCCCAAGUACUGCAAACAGGGCAAGGGCAAAUCCCUCCUCCAAUUCCUCUACGCGAUUCAGUGCAUACCAGCGGUCAAGAAACCUGCCCCUGCUCCGCCUGAACAAUCAGCCACACAGGACGCCGACACUCCAGACUCUCCAUUGCCACCUUCCGUGUCUUCUACUCCUCCAGAACCGCCAUCAACCAACCCAAGUGUAACUGCCCCCACCACAGCUCAGCCAACUCUACCCACCUCAUCCACCAAGCGUUCCAGUUGCAAGGGGUCUAAGCAUUGCCGGGCCAAGCAACCUCUUGAGAAACCUACGGAGACGCCUCAGGCUACUCCCCCCACACCUCUUCCACGGCCCACUCCGGCACUGAAGUCUACACCCCAGUCAGCAACCAACCCUCCUACGGCGUCGUCUGCUCGGGCAAAACUUUCUGCAUCUGAGCAGCCCCUGGUCACUGAGGCAUUUGAUCGCAGCGCAUGGCUGGCGGCAAUGGAUGCGGAACUUAACCAGGGCCCCCGGUCUCUUCCAAAUGAUUCUACCAGGCCCAAUCGAUGGCUUCUAUGUGACCUGAAGCAUCAGCGGAAGACAUGCCGCACCUGGCUCUGCUUGGACCACUAUAAUCGAACGGUUGCCAACGCUAUGACCUGGGACCAAAGCCAACAUCGUGAAAUCUCGGAGUAUGAGCGGGACGUCGAUUUGGACCAGCAAGUCGAGAAAGAUGAUAAUGAGUGGAUUGAGAAGCUCCUCGCGGCAGAGCAGGCUUCUCCAGCAUUUGAGGGCACCAUCACGAUUGACCUGUCGAUGCCAGCUGCAAAGGAUAUGGAUGACGGGGCUACGGUAGGCAGCGCGGCAAAUAUGGCAGCACUAUUGGAGAACAUGAAAGCGGAUGUCAACGACCUUUGCACGGAACUAGAGACUGCGGCGGAAAAACUGGCUCAAGCUAAGGAUGCGGAGGCUGCCAAGGACGCUCGUAUCCUUGAACUGGAGGCCAAAAUGGCGGAACAAGCAUCGGUAACAGGUAAGCACCAUUCGUCAAGCCCCUCCUCCAGCAAGGCAACAUCAUCGGCUGACAGUGGGGGUGGCCCCCCCGGCGGUGGUCCCUACCCACCAACGGUCCCGUCACGCAAGGUUGCGGCGUUUGACGGAAGGCCGAGGUCGAAAUCUACGCAACCAACACACAUCCAGCCAGGUGGCCCACUCCUUGCUGGAUGCUUAUUUAAACUCUCUCCCUCCCGGUAA
Messenger RNA from Cylindrotheca closterium, 3495 nucleotides. Lineage: Eukaryota; Bacillariophyta; Bacillariophyceae; Bacillariales; Bacillariaceae. The record is from the annotation of a GenBank genome assembly.